Molecule: messenger RNA, 3751 nt
Organism: Notolabrus celidotus (New Zealand spotty)
Lineage: Eukaryota; Metazoa; Chordata; Actinopteri; Labriformes; Labridae
Gene: slc1a6
Product: solute carrier family 1 member 6
Exons: 12
Coding region: 429-2117 (562 amino acids)
Biological process (GO): L-glutamate transmembrane transport
Cellular component (GO): plasma membrane
Molecular function (GO): neutral L-amino acid transmembrane transporter activity; L-glutamate transmembrane transporter activity; glutamate:sodium symporter activity
Source: RefSeq, a predicted model, not a curated record
AAAUCGGAUCAUACUGGUGGCCGGGCAUUGGGUGGUUUAUCUUCAUUUUUUCCUCUCCUGGAGGAUCCUUAACCUCUCCUCCACCCACGCAGACCUCCAAGGCGCUUCUCUCCGCUGGAGGCUGCGUGGAGAAGCACAUGCGGGCUUGAUAGUAAACCAGGAGAUGUUAGUGAAGACGGUGAGGGGAAAUACAGUGUGUGGGCAACAUCUCUAGUUCAUUAUCGACUCCGUGGUGGUGGAGAGAGAGAGAGAUAGGGAGAGAGGUAUCCACAUGACGGUGGAAGGAGCGUCUUGGACAGGCAGAGGUGUGAAAGAUUUGAUUUGUCUGAGAGUAAAAAUCAGUGGAAAACGGAAGGAUUAGGCUCCAUUGAAAGCAGAAGCAGGUUUCCCACGAGACCCGCCUCCUGGACCAGGUGCUGGAGCUGAUUAUGAACGAGAAGCCCCCCAACAGUGCUAGUCUUUUCCUUAACGAGGACUCGGAGAAACCCCCCCAUCCAGAGAGAGCAGACUUGAAGCGGCGCAUACGCAGAGCCAUGGAGAGGAGAGCUAGCAGCAUAAAGGAGAGGAUAAGCUCCAUCAGUAGGGAGAGCGUCAAAGGCUUCCUCAAAAGGAACCUGUUCGUUCUCUUUACUGUUGCUGCUGUGGUUCUAGGUGUCAUCCUGGGCUUUACUUUGCGCCCACUCAAUCUGUCCCUGAGGGAGAUCAAGUACUUUGCCUUUCCGGGGGAGCUGCUAAUGAGGAUGCUUCAGAUGCUGGUGCUGCCUCUCAUCGUCUCCAGUUUGGUUACAGGUAUUUCCUCCUUGGACAGCAAAGCAUCGGGUAAGAUGGGUAUGCGUGCCGUAGUCUAUUACAUGGUGACCACCCUGCUUGCUGUGUUUAUCGGCAUUGUCAUCGUGAUAAUCAUACAACCUGGGAAAGGCAGCAGGGACAGUCCUGUGGCCAACAGUGGAAACAUAGAACCAGUUCAGGCUGCUGAUGCUUUCCUGGAUCUGAUCAGGAACAUGUUUCCCCCUAAUCUUGUAGAGGCUUGUUUUAAGCAGUAUAAAACUCUGUACAAGAAGACUGUGCACACAAGGAAUGUGACAGUGACACUGAAUCUCACCGACACUCUCAACAUAACAGACUCUACCCUGAGCGUGAACCUCAGCAGAGUGCUACACACCAUACAGGAGACAGUGGAGGAGACUGUUCCUGUGUCCGGCUCCUCUAAUGGAGUGAACGCUCUGGGUUUGGUCGUUUUCUCCAUGUGCUUCGGUCUGGUCAUCGGCAACAUGAAACAACAGGGUCAGGCCCUCAGGGACUUCUUUGACUGCCUGAAUGAAGCCAUCAUGAGGCUUGUGUCCGUCAUCAUUUGGUAUGCUCCAGUCGGCAUCCUGUUCCUGAUUGCAGGGAAGAUUGUGGAGAUGAAGGAUCUGGCACAGGUGGGAGGUCAGCUGGGGAUGUACACUGUAUCGGUCAUUGUGGGUCUCCUUAUCCAUGGCCUCUUUGUCCUGCCACUGCUCUUCUUCCUGGUGACCAGGAAGAAUCCCUACAUCUUCAUUGGUGGCUUGCUGCAGGCGCUCAUCACUGCUUUAGGAACCUCAUCUAGCUCAGCUACUCUACCUAUCACCUUUCGUUGUCUGGAGGAGAACAACCGUGUGGAUAAACGAGUGACACGUUUUGUCCUCCCUGUGGGUGCCACCAUCAACAUGGACGGAACUGCCCUCUAUGAGGCAGUGGCAGCCAUUUUUAUUGCCCAAGUCAAUGACAUGGACCUGAACUUUGGCCAGAUUCUCACAAUCAGUAUCACAGCAACUGCUGCCAGCAUCGGAGCAGCAGGCAUCCCUCAGGCUGGCCUAGUUACCAUGGUGAUCGUAUUGACAUCGGUGGGACUGCCCACAGAGGACAUAACACUGAUCAUCGCUGUGGAUUGGUUCUUGGACCGUUUGCGUACUACCACCAACGUACUGGGUGACUCGCUCGGGGCUGGCAUUGUAGAGCACCUGUCUCGUAAAGAGCUGCAGACUCAGGAUGCGGAAGUGUGCAACUCCGUACUCGAGGAGAAUGAGAAGCCCUACCAGCUUAUCUGCCAGGAAAACGAUAUACACAACCACCGCAACAGUGAGACCACAAUGUGAUGAUACAAGAGGGAAGACAUGGGAUGCAUGCACCACAAGCAUUUACAUCGAGGUGUGACUGUCAGUGGUGAAGGGAAAGUCUUGGGAAAAAGUAGUUCUUGGUCAGGGAAGCCAGAAAUCCACCCACCCCUGCUGCUUGAUGUCAGGAAAUAAGUACACAUUAUGUUUAGGAACAGUUACAAACUUAUGCCUACAAUCUGAUGUCAUGCUUUUGCCUGAAGUGUCAGUUCUUUGGGGGCAUUUUACUGGUUUAUCACUAAUUCUCACAGUGUAAGGAAGCUGUACAUGUCAAAGACAAAAUAACUUCAGCAUUAUCAUGUUUCAAAACUUUGUAUUGUUUAUGAUCCGUACAGCCAAAUCAUCAUACAUCCCUCCUGCCAGGGUUUAACACACAGUAUCAGUAUACAAAGAAACCAGUAUUCAAAAAUAAAAAGGAAGACCGCUGGUAUUCUUUUCUAAUUUACACAAAAUUCAGCUUUUUUAUGGUGCAGGACUUUAACACUUGAUAAAUCUUUUUCAUAUUUUAAACACUCAUUUUUGUCAACAUCAUCAUGACUACCUCUAACGGAACUUAGACUUAUGUCUGUCUUCAUCAGCAACUUAUAAAAUACACAGGAGCAUAUCAGCAAAAUGUAAAUACAUCAAUCACUGAAUAGUUUUGGUUCCACAUUUUCAGCUUUUAAAGUCUUUCUUGUUAUUUAAGCUUGCUUGCACAAUGUUAUUCAUAACUUUGAAUGUACUUGACUGUUAAACACUUGAGGACUUUGUGGUAGAGAUUCUUUGCUACUUGUUAUUUUGUAGUUGAGGGUUUUUGUAUCUGUUAUAUAUUUCAAGUGACUUGGUAGAAUGUUUUCCACUCAGUGCUUUCUAACAAAUAUUAUAUUUGUGUAUUUCCUAUAUUUCUAGGUGCUAUUGCUUUUAACGUGGGACUGUUAUGCUACAAAGUUAUGUCACAGGAAAAGCUGCCAUCAUACUUGUUAUUGACUCUUUUUUUACUUUCAGUCUAAGCAAGUGACCGGUUAUGACUUAGAAAAAUUAAAAUUUUUAUUUUCCUUUUUUUGGCAGAAGUUCUCGAUUUUUUUUUUUUAAAGAUUUGAUUAAUCUUGCACUGGAUUAUUUGUUAAAUUACUUAUUUGUAAAAUUCAGAGAGUUGGAGUUGUUUAUACUUAAGUAGUGUGACGACCAAUUAAGCACAAUUUGUUGUUGGUAACAACAAUGUGUAAAAUGUACCUGCUGUGUCUCCCGUUUGGCGAGUAAUACUACAAAUGAUUGUACUUUCAUGUGGUUACAUUUUGGUUCGAAUUAUAUAUUGCAAGCUAACCACUGACAAGUUUUUUUUUUAAUUGUUUUGUGAACAGGUACUGUGAGGAAACUUGGUAAAUGCCUUGAUGAAUUGAAUGUACAGUCGCUUAAUGCCUUUUGGUGUUGACUAUUUUAAUGGAAAGUGUAGUUUAUCAUCAUUACAGUAGAAAGUUAUAAAGCAUUUAAUUGAGCUUAUUUGAAUUUGUUUCACUUGCAUGCUUAUUAAGAGGUUUUACUUCAGUUUUGAUGCUUGACGUUCUUUCUGAUAAAAGCUCAGCAUUUUGAUGGACAGCUUGUGAAAAAUGUGACAAAUAAAUGGCUCAGGAAUUUGA